Messenger RNA from Drosophila albomicans, 1402 nucleotides. Its product is annotated as odorant receptor 59a-like. Lineage: Eukaryota; Metazoa; Arthropoda; Insecta; Diptera; Drosophilidae. The transcript is spliced from 2 exons. The record is from RefSeq and is a predicted model, not a curated record. Gene Ontology annotation, biological process: sensory perception of smell; detection of chemical stimulus involved in sensory perception of smell. Gene Ontology annotation, cellular component: plasma membrane. Bases 210 to 1346 code for a protein of 378 amino acids. Gene Ontology annotation, molecular function: olfactory receptor activity; odorant binding.
UAUUAUUAGCGUGAGAAAAUCAUUGGGUCGACCCAUAUGUAUUAAUAAUGAAAAAUAUUAAAUAUUAAUGUGUCAAUGUAACACUUUAGUCAAUUACGUGUUAAAUUUUUAACACUAAUAUUAUUAGGCACACCAUGGGGCGGAUGUAUAUAAAUUGACGCCAACCACAAAUUGAGUUAACAGUAGAACAAAAGCUGCAGGACAACGACAUGGCAAUCGACAGUCUGAUUUUCUUUCGGAGUCACUGGACCGUUUGGAGGAUACUUGGCCCAGCAUAUCGUCAAGUGACAUGGAUAAAAUUCUAUAUAGUCUACAACAGCAUAAUGCACCUUUUAAUCACCAUUGGAAAUCCUCUGCAUUUGGGUAUAACCCUUUUUCGUAACGGCAAUCUCACGGAUGACAUCAGAAACCUCACGUUCUUUGCCACUUGCCUUGCUUGCUCCUUGAAGUUCAUUAUAUACACCUAUAACUUUGAUAAAGUGACGAGAAUGGAAAAGCUUCUUGUGCAAUUGGAUUCGCAUGUUAAACACAUAGCUGAAAUGAAGAUAUAUCAUCGUCUGAAAAUCCAAUUGAAUGUAAUUCUCUAUGUGUUCAUUGGCAUUUGUAUAUUUAGUGCAGCCUCCGCUGAGUUGGGAUUCCUAAUGCAAGAAGGACGCGGACUCUUGAAUCCCGCUUGGUUUCCAUUCGAUUGGCGAAAUUCUAAUCGCAAUUUUUACAUUGCUAAUUUUUAUCAGAUGCUUGGUUCAGUCUAUCAACUGAUGCAAAACUAUGUAAACGAUUGUUAUCCCGUCGUUAUGUUGUGUCUUAUCUCAGCCCACAUCAAAAUGCUCUACAUACGCGUGGAGCAACUGGGAUUGAAUGAUUCAGAGGAUGCUGCGGUUCAGAUUGAGUUGGAGAACUGCAUAACGGAUCACAAACACUUGCUAGAACUGUUCCACACCCUGGAGUCCUUCAUGUCCUUGCCAAUGCUUAUCCAAAUCGUUGUGAGUGCCGUAAACGUUUGCGUGAGCAUUGCAGGAGUGUUGUUCUUUAUAACUGCUCCCAUGACUCGUGCUUAUUUUGUCAUUUACGCCAUGGCAAUGCCUUUGGAAAUCUUUCCCACCUGCUAUUACGGCACAGACAAUGAGAUUUGGUUUGGCAAGCUUCCCUAUGCGGCUUUUAGUUGCAACUGGAUGGAUCAGAGUCGCAGUUUCAAGAGGAAUCUGAUGCUGUUUGUGGAACGUUCCCUAAAGCGAAGCACUGCCAUGGCUGGUGGAAUGCUUCGCAUCCAUGUGGACACCUUUUUCUCUACUCUUAAAUUUGCCUAUUCUCUGUUCACAAUCCUACUGCAAAUGCGAAACCCGUAAGGAACAUUUUUAUGGAAGUACAUUAUUCUAAUAAUGUGUAUUAAUGUUUCUAAAAA